CAACCGCCCAGCUCGCCCGGUGGCGGCUCGCGCCCUGCGCCCGGGGAGUAGCUCGCGCCGGGGUCGAGGGCGUGGCGGCCCGGCGACCGGCGCCGCACAGACUCAGCCGCGGCCAUCUCCCGCCGUGUCUCCCCAGAGGCCCAGCCCCUUUGCGACCCCCGAGCUCCCGCGUAGCCCGUCUGGCAGCCCCGGCCUCUCCUUCCCUUACCUGCCUGCCUGCUGCGGCGACCACUCGCGCAGACAUCCUCGAACUUUAAAAACGGAGACAAUCUGCCUUUAGAGGAAAAUGCUGAGGGACGCUAUGAAGUCUUGGAAUGAUAGCCAGUCAGAUCUUUGCAGCACUGACCACGAAGAGGAAGAAGAGAUGGUUUUUGGUGAAAAUGAAGAUGACUUGGAAGAGAUGAUGGAUUUAAGUGACCUGCCUACCUCACUUUUUGCUUGCAGAGUCCAUGAAGCAGUGUUCGAGGUGCCGGAGCAGAAGGAGAGAUUCGAAGCGCUUUUCACCAUCUAUGAUGACCAAGUUACAUUUCAGUUGUUCAAAAGCUUUAGAAGAGUCCGAAUAAAUUUCAGCAAGCCUGAGGCGGCAGCACGGGCUCGAAUAGAACUCCACGAGACAGACUUCAAUGGGAGGAAGCUGAAGCUGUAUUUCGCACAGGUACAGAUGUCCAGUGAAACACGGGACAAGUCAUAUUUACAGCCGCCCCAACCUGCCAAGCAGUUCCUCAUCUCCCCUCCUGCGUCACCUCCGGUGGGGUGGAAGCAAGGGGAAGAUGCAACGCCUGUUAUAAAUUAUGAUUUACUCUGUGCUGUUUCCAAAUUGGGACCAGGAGAGAAAUACGAACUUCACGCAGGAACCGAGUCCACACCGAGCGUGGUGGUUCACGUCUGUGAAAGUGAAACUGAAGAGGAAGAAGGAACAAAAAACCCCAAACAGAGAAUCACCCAGACACGGCGCCCAGAGCCUCCGACCGCAGCGCUGGGCGAGCCCCGGGCCUUCGACUGUGCGCUUUGAGGCUUUGGUGGUGUGGCGCGGAGCCACUGCCCACCUGGCCAGGGAUGGCGGGGACAUGCCCACCCACACCAUGACCACUGCCCAGCCAAGGGGAGGCCGGGGGGCACGGGGCACCCACACUGGGGACAGUAGGGUACGGAGUAGCAGUUUUAACUGAUCAGUUAAAAGCACAAGUUUUAACUGAUGUUCUGAACAGCAUAUUACUUUAAAGGAUUAGCCCCCACCACGUGGCAACUCUUGACCAUUUUUAAACAGCAAAUUAGGAGAAUGGCUUCCUCCAGAAACAUUGAUUUCCCUGAUUCUGGAUAGCACAGGGUACCCCAAAGUGAAAACGGUAGUCACCCAGGGCAGUUCCAUUUUUGAGAACUUAAAAAUAGUCUUAAAAUAAUAAUAAUAAAAAGUAUCACAUUUUUAAUAAUCUAGCUGAGUAUGUUUGUAAUGGUCUAUUGGCUCCCAACGUAUCUUUUGGUCAAAGAUUAAUCGGUAUUCAAUAUACAUGGAAUUUUUUGCCCAGAAAGAGACCUGACAUAGAGAAUAAUUCACAGAAAAUCAUUUUUUUUCUCAAGUGGUUUUUUUUUUCUUUAGCUUUGGGGAAGAAAUGCCCAGUUCCCUUCGACUGUCAGAAUCAAGGUGACCAAAUCUACGUGCACACUGUUCUCAUCACAAAGUGAUACGUAAUAGACCCCAGUUCCUGAUAAGCCACCCAGGCAAAGAGCUGCUGCUUUGGAAGCGAGACGCAUCACCUGUGAGCUUGAUGACCGUGACCUUGAUGACUGUGAUCUCAGGCGGCUACCACGCUCUCCCAUUUGUGACACAUCCUGGCCUAUAGCUCGGCCCGUCUUCAGCUACCAGCUGAGUGGCCAUUCUUCAUGUUUGUGUGUCAUCAUUCAUAGACUUUAAAUCAGAAAAAGUACUGAUAAGAUUUUCUGAAGACUGUUGUUAAAUUGUCCAUUUAAACAUUCUUCUGUUUGCUUUGAUAAGAGGAGUCACACACACUGUUUUUCUGUGAAUUAGGAAAGAUGGAGCAGAUAUGGAUAAUUCAUUGGUCAGAGUUUCUUUUGGGUGAAAUUUGUUUACUGUGGCUUCCAGUUGGCACUUUCCCUUAAAACAGAAUUGUUUCCUACUUGUGUUUGAGGGUGUAUCAUUGAACAGACAUCAUCUUAACUCUUUUGAGGUCUGAUUGAGUCUCGAAGUCCUUUUUGUAGAAAAGUGUCGUAACUAAGAAUGCUUUGCUUCAGGUCAGGUGGCCGUACUGGUUCUCUGCUCCCCCAAGGUUUUCUUUGUAAGGCAAGUGUCUGGGGCUCCUUGUUGUGUCUGUGCAAGGACUUUUGAGUUUGGACUAAUAAACCAGUGUGGCUGCCACGACAACGAAAGAAAUUCAGAAAUGCAGAAAUUCAGAUUAUGCUGUCGAAACAUUUUUGAUAACGUGUUUCUGUGGUCUAGAUGUUCUUAUUGCGGUUGAAUUUAUUUUUAAGGACUUAAACUUUAUUGCAAAAAAAAAAGUUUUCUAUAUUUUCCUUACCUUCAGAUAUGCUGAGAUGAUCAACUCUUCUGUUUGUAUAUAUCCACCACUGGUAAGCCUCAAUGUAAAUUCAGUUGAAAUUUGUGAUUCUGUAAGCAGCUUAUUAAACUUAUUAAAUUUAUUAUUUGGCAGUUUAACUGGCAGCCACUUAAUAAAUUUACUUUGCAGCUCUAACUUCA
Messenger RNA from Capra hircus (goat), 2713 nucleotides. RefSeq names its product RCAN family member 3 (gene RCAN3). Gene Ontology annotation, molecular function: nucleic acid binding; calcium-dependent protein serine/threonine phosphatase regulator activity. The transcript has 5 exons. Gene Ontology annotation, cellular component: nucleus; cytoplasm. Gene Ontology annotation, biological process: calcium-mediated signaling. Bases 287 to 1012 code for a protein of 241 amino acids. Lineage: Eukaryota; Metazoa; Chordata; Mammalia; Artiodactyla; Bovidae. The record is from RefSeq and is a predicted model, not a curated record.